AUGGCAGGCGCGGCAUCAGCAUUGUUCUUGUUAGAUGUGAAGGGACGAGUUCUAAUAUGGCGCGAUUUUCGUGGUGAUGUUACUUCUCUUGAGGCCGAACGCUUCUUCACCACCCUUGUCCAAAAACAGGAUGAUGUGAUCUCUCAAGGGCCAGUGGUACAUGAGAAAGGGGUAACAUACAUGUUUGUGCAGCACAAAAAUCUUUAUCUGAUGGCAGCCUCUCGUCAGAAUUGCAAUGCUGCUAGUCUUCUUCUUUUCCUCCAUCGCGUAGUUCAGGUAUUCAAUCAUUAUUUCGAAGAAUUUGAAGAGGAAUCGCUGAGGGACAACUUUGUUGUUGUGUAUGAGCUUCUUGAUGAAAUGAUGGACUUCGGUUACCCUCAGUACACUGAAGCCUUAAUCCUCAGUGAGUUUAUCAAAACGAAUGCUUAUAAGAUGGAAGUUGUGCAGCGGCCACCAAUGGCUGUGACAAAUGCAGUUUCUUGGCGCAGUGAAGGGAUUAAAUACAAGAGAAAUGAGGUUUUCUUGGAUGUGGUAGAAAGUGUAAACAUACUAGUUAAUAGAAAUGGUCAGCUAAUCCGUUCAGAAGUUAUUGGGGCAUUGAAGAUGAGAGCAUACUUGAGUGGGAUGCCUGAAUGUAAACUUGGCCUAAACGAUAGACUUCUGUUGGAGGCUCAAGGUCAAACGACAAAGGGAAAGGCAAUUGAUAUGGAGGACAUAAAAUUUCAUCAGUGUGUGCGUUUGGCACGAUUUGAGAAUGACAGAACAAUAUCCUUCAUACCUCCUGAUGGGGCCUUCGACUUGAUGACAUACCGACUGAGCACUCAGGUGAAACCACUUAUUUGGAUUGAAGCUCAAGUGGAAAGAUAUUCAAAAAGUCGUGUUGAGAUCAUGAUCAAAGCGAAGAGUCAGUUCAAGGACCGAAGUUACGCAAACAAUGUUGAGAUUGAUCUGCCUAUUCCACCUGAUGCUACAAAUCCAAAAAUCCGGACUUCAAUGGGAACUGCAACAUAUAAACCUGAGAAUGAUGCAAUUCAAUGGAAAAUCAGAUCUUUUCCUGGAAAUAAGGAGUAUCUCUUGAGGGCAGAAUUCACACUUCCUAGUAUAAGUUCUGAUGAUGGACUUCCUGAGAGAAAAGCACCCGUACGUGUCAAGUUUGAGAUACCUUAUUUUACCAUCUCAGGAAUCCAGGUGAGGUAUCUAAAGGUUAUCGAAAAAAGUGGAUACCAGAGUCUGCCAUGGGUAAGAUACAUAACAGCAGCAGGCGAAUAUGAGAUACGUUUGUUCUGAAAGCUAUUUCCAGCAUGUGAAUAGAAGCUAGGCUAUCCAUUAACAG
Chenopodium quinoa (quinoa) is the source of this 1333-nucleotide messenger RNA. Its product is annotated as AP-1 complex subunit mu-2-like. Bases 1 to 1287 code for a protein of 428 amino acids. NCBI's taxonomy places the organism in Eukaryota, Viridiplantae, Streptophyta, Magnoliopsida, Caryophyllales, Amaranthaceae. Gene Ontology annotation, biological process: intracellular protein transport; vesicle-mediated transport. Gene Ontology annotation, cellular component: clathrin adaptor complex; cytoplasmic vesicle. The transcript has 11 exons. The record is from RefSeq and is a predicted model, not a curated record.